Debaryomyces hansenii CBS767 is the source of this 1590-nucleotide messenger RNA. RefSeq names its product GMP synthase (glutamine-hydrolyzing) (gene GUA1). Lineage: Eukaryota; Fungi; Ascomycota; Pichiomycetes; Serinales; Debaryomycetaceae. Gene Ontology annotation, molecular function: GMP synthase activity; ATP binding; GMP synthase (glutamine-hydrolyzing) activity. Gene Ontology annotation, biological process: GMP biosynthetic process. The coding region runs from base 1 to 1590 and encodes 529 amino acids. The record is from RefSeq and is a predicted model, not a curated record. The transcript has a single exon. Gene Ontology annotation, cellular component: cytosol.
AUGGUUAAUCCUGCUGACGUUCCAAUUGAAGUUUCGAAGGUUUUCGACACCAUUUUGGUUUUGGAUUUUGGUUCCCAAUACUCCCAUUUAAUCACUCGUCGUUUGAGAGAAUUUAAUGUGUACGCUGAAAUGUUGCCAUGCACCCAAAAGAUUUCAGAAUUGACCUGGAAACCAAAGGGUAUCAUUUUGUCUGGAGGACCAUACUCUGUGUACGAAGACGGAUCUCCUCACGUUGACCACGAUAUUUUCAAGUUGAAUGUGCCUAUCUUGGGUAUAUGUUACGGUAUGCAAGAAUUAGCUUGGAUUAACGGUAAGGGUGUUGCUAGAGGUGACAAGAGAGAGUACGGUCCAGCCACUUUGAAUGUUGAAGAUUCAUCUUGUUCUUUAUUCAAGGGCGUUGAUCACUCUCAAGUCUGGAUGUCUCACGGUGACAAAUUGCACGCUUUACCAACUGGUUUCAAGGUUGUUGCUACCUCUGACAACUCUCCAUUCGCUGCCAUUUCCAACGAAAAGGAAAACAUUUUUGGUAUUCAAUUCCACCCAGAAGUAACCCACACCAAGCAAGGUAAGGUUUUAUUGAGAAACUUUGCUAUUGACAUCUGUCAGGCCUCAAACAACUGGACUAUGGAAAAUUUCAUUGAUACUGAAAUUGCCAGAAUUCAAAAAUUAGUCGGUCCAACUGCCGAAGUUAUUGGUGCUGUUUCUGGUGGUGUCGACUCUACCGUCGGUGCUAAGAUUAUGAAAGAAGCCAUCGGUGACCGUUUCCAUGCGAUUUACGUUGACAAUGGUUUAAUGAGAUUAAAUGAAACUGAACAAGUCUACAAGACUUUAACCGAAGGUUUAGGUAUCAAUUUGACUGUCGUUGAUGCUACCGAUUUAUUCUUGGGUAAAUUACAGGGUGUUACUGAUCCAGAAAAGAAGAGAAAGAUCAUUGGUAACAACUUCAUCCAUGUUUUUGAAGCUGAAGCUGCUAAGAUUAAGCCAGCAUCUGGUCAAGAAAUCGAAUAUUUAUUACAAGGUACUUUAUACCCAGAUGUCAUUGAAUCCAUUUCUUUCAAGGGACCAUCUCAAACUAUCAAGACCCAUCACAAUGUCGGUGGUUUGUUAGAAGAUAUGAAAUUAAAAUUGAUUGAACCUUUGAGAGAAUUAUUUAAAGAUGAAGUUCGUCACUUAGGUGAAAUCAUGGGUGUUCCUCACGACUUAGUCUGGAGACAUCCUUUCCCAGGUCCAGGUUUAGCUAUUAGAGUUUUAGGUGAAGUUACCAGAGAACAACUUAAGAUCGCUCGUGAAGCUGAUAACAUUUUCAUUGAAGAAAUUAGAAAGGCUGGUUUGUACAAGGACAUUUCCCAAGCUUUCGCUGCUUUAUUACCUGUUAAGUCUGUUGGUGUUAUGGGUGACCAAAGAACUUAUGAACAAGUUAUCGCUUUAAGAGCUAUCGAGACAACUGAUUUCAUGACUGCUGAUUGGUUCGUUUUUGAAGCUGCUUUCUUGAAGAAGACCGCUUCAAGAAUUGUUAAUGAAGUUGAUGGUGUUGCUCGUGUCACUUACGAUAUCACUUCUAAGCCACCAGCAACUGUCGAAUGGGAAUAA